CUUUCCCCUAACUCCGCAUAAGCCGAAACCCUAAUUCUUCAUCAGAUUCGUGAAAUUCGCGUGUUUAUCGAUUCCUCCAUUGCUUCUCAGAUUCAUCUUCUUCGAUUAUCUGAAGGCGAAAGGUGAUUUAUCAGAAGAUAACGCUUCAGGUCCACUGAGAUGACUGGAGGCGACCAUUCGAAGCCUCCUGCGCAAAAGCCGCCGUCGUCGUCCGCCGCACAAUCUGGUGGCGGUAGCCGUAAAUCCCGUUGGUCAUCGAGCAACAACAACGACGGCGUCGGCGUUGGCGUCAACAUCAAGAACAGCAACUCGACGGCCGGUCAAAAAUCCGCCGAGAAGCGGCCUUGGAGGCCUAACCCUUCUCCUAAGCCAGGUCCUGCAACGCCGAGCCAAGCCCCACCGAAGCACCCGAAUUCACUAUCCGACCCGUCUCCCCGAUCUGGACCCGCUCCUAUUCCUCCUCCGGCUCCAUUUUCCUUCCCGGACCCGGCGGCGCUCGGUCCUCCUCCUCCGCCGAGUUACGGGUUCCAUAUGCUUGAGCGGCGAUCCAUUGUUCUCGCCGACGGCAGUGUCCGCUCCUACUUCGCGCUUCCACCUGAUUACCAGGACUUUCCUCCUCCUCCCCGAUACGUUGACCCGAUUGGUAAUAGGUUUCUAGGGCCUGAGUUUGGCCGCUUCCCUCCUCCGAUUAGCCCCGAAGGAUUCAGAGAUAGGCGGGAACAUUGGGAUCGUGCAGAUGUGUCGAUGAAAAGGAAGUAUCCUGGUGAAGAAGAACAUGACAGGAGGAAUGAGAGAGGUGAAUUGAAUGGGCAAAGGCAACAGUUUAUGCAGUACCCGAAUUCCGGAGCAAGUAGCCCAUUUCGGAGAAGCUUUGGAGAAGAUAUGAGAGCACCGAAACAUAUGAGGGUAGGAUCAGGUGGAUAUGAGAGUGGAGGUCAGGUGCCUAAGAAUCUUGAGGUUGACCAGGUUGCACUAAAGAAGUUGUUUUUGCAUUAUGUUAAGCUGGUUUAUGAGAACCCUGCAGAGAGGAAGAAAUACUUGGAGGACGGGAAAAGGGGGCGGCUUCAGUGUCUUGUUUGUGGCAGGUCUUCUAAAGAUGUUGAGGAUAUCCAUGGUAUGAUAAUGCAUGCAUAUGGUUCUGAUGAUGGCAACAAACGCGUGGAUCACUUAGGCUUGCACAGAGCUCUGUGCCUAGUAAUGGGAUGGGAUUUCUCAAAGGUUCCCGAUCAUUCAAAGGCAUACCAGAUAUUGCCUACUGAAGUGGCAGCAGCUAAUCGAGAUGAUCUUAUUAUUUGGCCACCUCAUGUUAUCGUUCACAAUACCAGUACUGGGAAGGGCAAAGAAGAGCGCAUGGAAGGCUAUGGAAACAAAGCUAUGGAUAACAUAAUCAGAGAGCUAGGAUUCACUUCUGGGAAGUCGAGGUCCUUAUAUGGAAGAGAUGGUCACCUGGGCAUUACUCUAUUUCGGUUUCCGGGUGAUGAAUCAGGCCUCAAGGAAGCUAUGAGACUUGCAGAUUACUUUGAGAAGAAUAAUCGUGGCCGUAAGAGUUGGGCCAGACUACCGGUAUUCAUUCCAGGCAAAGACGACGAGAAAAACCCGAGUCUGGUUGAGAUAGACAACAGGACCGGUGAUAAAAGGAGGGUCCUUUACGGCUAUCUCGCUACCAUCUUGGAUUUGGACAAAGUCGAUUUUGACACAAAGAGGAAGACCACAGUUGAGAGCCUCAGAGACAAGUCAGUUCAUCCAAGUAGUUGAUCCUUCCUGAAAACAGCAAGAAAGGUACACUUAAUUUAUGAAUCUUUGGGUCCUAGUUUUAUGUCAAGCUCGAGACAAGAUCAAAAGGGUGGUGGUCUAUGAUCUCCCUAAUUCCAGUGAAACAUCUCGUAGUCAUUGUUCACUGGUCAUAAAAUAUGUGCAAAACCUCAACCCCAAGGGAUGAUGAUGCAUGAUAUAGGUUGAGAUUUGUGAGAGAAACGCAGGCUUAGACAUCUAUAAGCCUUUUGGAGUCAUACUCUACUCUGUAUUCCUUCUCUGCUUUGGUUAGUAAGUGUACAUACUAACCUGCGCACCUCAGCAUCUUUGGAAUAUUUGUUUUGUGUGAGUGGUUGAUGCUUUCAGAGAUUCGUCUUUCUUGUCUGAAUCUAAAGUUAUAUACAAUUGGUGUAGUGGUUAUACAUGUCUUCUUUUCCAUUUGUUUUUUCUUUUGCCCUUUUGCCAAGUGGUGUUUGUUCUUUAGCUUCUGUAGCUAAACCCCUUAUAUCCUGUGUUAGUGUUGUUUGCACUAUAGCUUUAUAGGUGGGUGUCGGCGCAUAGCUUGGCUAUAUAUAGCUGCAUUGAUAUUUUAGGUUUAUGGAUUGCAGUGAAGAAAAGGCUAUAGAUAGAGGCAUUACUAAUCUAUUAGCACCCACUCUCUAGAUUUUACCUUUAUACACAUGGAUUUGCUCCUUUCAUGUAUCUCUGCUGGCAAAUAUGAAUUCUACUGAUUAGAUUAUUAUUGAUAUUUGGCCUUUGGUUUCUUGGCAUAGCAUUUGACCUUUUUUUGCUAAGGAAACUUGAUUAUAUCACUAAUUCACAUUAAAUGUCCUUGCUUUUCUUAGUUACUCAGGUGAUAGAAGAAAUUGAUUCUCUUGGGUCUGUCUCAUCUGUUGCGUCUUAUGUUUUUUUUCUUUUAAAAUUCAAGAUCCACCAGUUAUUAAAAAAUAAUAAUUGGUCUGUGAAUGUCUAUUGUUUUCUUCUGAUGGCUAUUUUUGCACUGUAUAUAGGAUGUGUCUACAUAGUGUAUAUAUAGGUACAUAAUUAUAAUAAUGAAAUCUUCAAGGGGUUCUGUC
Molecule: messenger RNA, 2828 nt
Organism: Tarenaya hassleriana
Lineage: Eukaryota; Viridiplantae; Streptophyta; Magnoliopsida; Brassicales; Cleomaceae
Exons: 3
Coding region: 160-1755 (531 amino acids)
Biological process (GO): regulatory ncRNA-mediated gene silencing
Source: RefSeq, a predicted model, not a curated record